Messenger RNA from Macrobrachium nipponense, 3633 nucleotides. It is a transcript of the gene Ire1, whose product is annotated as serine/threonine-protein kinase/endoribonuclease IRE1-like. The record is from RefSeq and is a predicted model, not a curated record. Lineage: Eukaryota; Metazoa; Arthropoda; Malacostraca; Decapoda; Palaemonidae. Gene Ontology annotation, biological process: intrinsic apoptotic signaling pathway in response to endoplasmic reticulum stress; mRNA processing; IRE1-mediated unfolded protein response. Gene Ontology annotation, cellular component: IRE1-TRAF2-ASK1 complex. Gene Ontology annotation, molecular function: ATP binding; protein serine/threonine kinase activity; RNA endonuclease activity.
UCUCGUCUCUAUAAUAUAUGUCUAUGCGUGUUGUCAACACGCAUCAUCUGGAAAGCAUCGCUGUGUGAAGUAAACAUUGUCAAAAGACUUCCGUGGAACAAGGUCACCCCAGUCACUUUUAUAUGUUGUUGUUAAACAUUAUGGGCAAUGUUUGGGGAAAGCAAAGUUUUAAUGUUACGGAUAACUUUCAUUGUGAGCUUGACUCUUCUUUUUGGUGCUGAUGCAAGACUCCAGAAGACUCCGCAUCUGCAGGAUGAGAUUACAAAUACUGGUCUACUCUCAGAGACAAAUGAAGAAACACUUCUGGUUUCAACUCUUGAUGGUGCCCUCCAUGCCAUUACUAAGUCAUCAGGGGCUCUUAAAUGGACACUUAGAGAUGAUCCUGUGAUUGUCAACCCAACAGAUUCUACUCAGCCACCUUUCCCACAAUUCUUUCCUAAUCCUCAAGAUGGAUCUUUGUAUCGAUACACUUUGGGUCGUAGCAGAGAUCCUCUCAAAAAGUUACCUUUUACCAUUCCACAACUUGUUGCUAACUCUCCUUGUCGAUCAAGUGAUGGAAUAUUCUAUUUAGGCAAAAAGGUUGAUUCGUGGGUUGGUGUGGAUUCCAUUACUGGUGAGAAGCAACUGACACUAGACAUGAGCAGUGUUGAUAAGAAAUGCCCAAAGCCAUCCCGCAACACAGUUUACUUUGGUCGGACAUUAUACAAUAUUGUUCUUUAUGAGGCUACAACAGGCAACAAAUGGAAUAUAAGCUUUUCAGAAUAUGCUACGGGAACAACAUCAGCUGUAGAAAAUUAUGAUCUUGUACACUAUACUUCAACUGGAGAAGGUUCUGUCUUGACAAUUGAUCAGACAGGUUCUUUACAGGGUUCCUUUGCUCUGGACUCUAGAAUUGGAUCACCCUUAGUGGCAAUGUACCAGUUAAGUCCUAAUGGUGGUUUACUGUCUGUACCAACAACAACUGUAGCUUCUCAAACACUUCAUCAUUUUACUGAAGAAUUCAUGCAACUGUCACACCAUAAUAAAGAUGAUUCUGACAGUCUUCUUGUUAAAAAAUUAAGUCCAACUAUAUAUAUUGGAGAAUGCAGUUCUGGUGUUUAUGCAGUCCCAACCUUAGUUGAUGAAACUACUGUGACCAUUUCUCGCAAGGGAUCAAGGUUACUUUUAGGAGGCCCUCCUGGAUCUCAAGGCACAAUAGCUCGGACAUCCAUGACACCCAAAGACCAUGAAGAAAAAAAUCCAGAGGUUUUGUUAUUAGGAUACUAUGAGAUUCCAGAAAAUGGAAAGGUAGAUUUGGCUAAAGCAACACCAGAGGAACUAGUAGGUUUAGGCGAUCGCAUCCUUCCCCUUGGCAUUACUCAUGAAAAAAAUGAUACAAGGUCAUCAAAGCCUAACAGACGAGGAGUUCCUACAUUGGAGGAAGAAACUGUAAAUGUCAUAUGGGAUGGCUUUGAUGAAAUGAAACGUUUGAAUAUCAGUUUUGUGACAUCUGGUUCUGUUAUCCGAUGGUGGGGUGCUAUUUUACACGUACUUUGGCUUUGGUUGACGGCAGAUGUGCUGAAUAUUUUAGUUAUUGUCCUCAUUAUUGGUAUGGGGGCAAUUGGCGUUUUGCUCUACAGACAGGCAAGGGACUACGCACGCCUCACUCGAGAGAUGUCUUCUGGGCGCAUGUGGUCUCAGGGUUCAGCGAGUUCAGGGAGUUCUAGGGGAAAUGUUACUGCUACAGCUGAAGAACUAGACAAUGGGAAUAUUCGUGUAGGAAAGAUAGUAUUUGAUCCUCAGCAGCUGCUUGGAAAAGGCUGUGAUGGCACUUUUGUAUUUCAAGGUACUUUUGAUGGUCGUUGUGUUGCAGUAAAACGGGUUCUUCCUGGUUGUUUUUCCAUAGCAGACCGUGAGGUUGAUCUUCUCAGAGAAAGCGAUCAACAUGCAAAUGUCAUUAGAUAUUUUUGUACUGAGCAGUGCCGCCAGUUCCGUUACAUUGCGCUAGAACUAUGCAGUGCAACCCUUGAAGACUUCAUUCAAGGCCAUUUCAAAGCAGAUAUCGGUCCUCAUACACUCCUGUACCAAGCAUCAUCAGGUCUCCAGCAUUUGCAUAAUCUGGAUAUUGUUCACCGUGAUAUAAAGCCACAUAAUGUGCUGCUUUCAACUCCAAAUUCUAGAGGAGAAGUGAGAGCCAUGAUAUCUGACUUUGGGUUGUGCAAGCGAUUAGAAACUGGUCGAAUGUCAUUUUCAAAACGUUCAGGAAUCACUGGAACAGAAGGCUGGAUUGCUCCAGAGAUGAUGUUGAACACAUCUCGACCGACUUGCAAGGUUGACAUCUUUUCCCUUGGCUGUGUCUACUAUUAUGUUCUCACCAGAGGAAAGCAUCCGUUUGGCUCGGUCUUGGACCGACAGUCCAACAUUAUCUCCGGCAGAUACAUAUUGCAAGAGCUUGAAGAUGAUCAUCACAUUGUAUCAAAAACUCUAAUCGAAAAAAUGUUAAGUAGUAAACCUUCGGAACGUCCGCCAAUAUCUGCCAUAUUAAAGCAUCCCUUUUACUGGACACGAGAGAGGGAACUAUGUUUCUUCCAGGAUGUUAGUGAUCGUGUUGAAAAGGAAGGUUGUAACAGUUUUGUUGUUACGUGUCUUGAGCGUUGUGGUAUAGAUGUUGUUAGAGGUGACUGGAGGCUGCAUAUGCAUCCUAUAAUUGCCGAAGAUUUACGUAGAUUCAGAGACUACAAAGGAAAUUCUGUCAGAGAUCUUUUAAGAGCAUUAAGAAACAAGCGAAAUCACUACAGAGAACUAAAGGAAGAAGCCCGAAUGGUCUUUGGUCGCAUCCCAGAUGAAUUUAUUUACUACUGGACUAGUCGUUUUCCUAGACUGUUACUCCAUACUUGGUGUGCAAUGCUGUGCGUAAAGAGUGAACCAAUUUUCUCAAAAUAUUAUGAUUCUCAGUACAGUUUCUCUCAGGAGGCUUCUGACACUUGUGAAGGUGGAAACCCUUCCAUAUCUGCCUCCAUUGAUUGUGAGGAAUCUGUAGUCAUCCAGGGAGAUGCUACUAUUGAGGACUAUUUGCAAGAAAACCAUAGUUUUGCCCCAAACAACCCAUAUUGGAGUGAAAGUAGCGUAAAUGCAUUAUCAAAGGGAAAGCAGAAGGCAGGGAUUAGCCAGAGAAAUAUUUUAGAUUCUCUGUUAUGGGGUGGAUUGAAAAAAACAGAAGGAAGUGCAGAAAAGGAAUCUAAAGGCCCUGUGUGGAUAAUUGAAAAGCCUAGGAAUACUUUUGAGCCUUGUUACAGGUUGAAUGACAUAAGAUCCCGGGCAGACAUGGAUAAAUCUUGGAGGAAAACAGACAAGGAACUCGAUAAGGAAUCUCAAGAAGUGAUGCAAAAUGCAGUCAUGGAAAAUGUACCUCAUCCAACGAACACGGAAGUAAAGGAAGAGAACUUAAAUGCCAUGGAAAUAGCAACACUAGUUCCAGAGGAUAAUAGAGAGGACCCUGAGGAAGACAAAGAGGAAAAAUUAGGCUGCACAGAGUUUAAAGGCAAAGGUGGUGAUGCUGAAAUUGUUCAUGGUACUAGGACUAGUGAUGUCAGGAAACAGGAGCAUUUCCUGCAGGGCAUUGAGACAAUUAAUGAUGAGCCUCUAACUGAAAUU